UUGCUUUUCCCUGUCGCAGCUGUCGCCAUCGCGUGAGCGCGUGCGAGAGAGAGUGUGUGUGUACGUUUUCGCGAGCAGAGAAGUUUCGGGGGCGAAAACAUUCGCCUCCGUUUUGUGUCCCAGUGCGCCGUGUUUCGGUGUUUUUUUGUUGUCGGUGAAAGUGCGCGUCAUUAAAGUGUGCACUUAGGAACGCACGCGUUACACGACAGACGUCUGAGGUUGAACUGCAAAAAUGGCCCCUAACGCAACGGUUGAGGCUACGGGCGUUCUGAACGAGAUUGAUGCCGAAACGAUCGACGGAGGACUGGCAAAGGAUGUGACCCCGCUGAAGCGUGCCGAAAAGCGCAAGAUCAAGCUGGUCUGGAGAAAUGUGCUUGCCUUUGGCUACCUUCAUUUGGCCGCCGUUUACGGCGUCUGGUUAAUGUUGACCUCGGCCCGACUUUACACCAUCGGUUUCGCAUUUAUCCUAUACGUGGCAUCCGGAUUGGGCAUUACCGCCGGUGCGCAUCGUCUGUGGGCGCAUCGAUCCUAUAAGGCGAAGCUUCCGUUGCGCAUCAUAUUGGCCGUGUUCAACACGAUUGCGUUCCAGGAUUGCGCGUUGCAUUGGGCCCGCGAUCACCGGGUGCACCACAAGUACUCGGAAACCGACGCUGACCCGCACAACGCGACCCGUGGCUUCUUCUUCUCGCAUAUAGGCUGGCUGCUGUGUCGCAAGCACCCGGAAGUCAUCGCGAAGGGCAAGCAGCUGGACAUUUCCGACCUGGAAAGUGACCCCGUGUUGCGCUUCCAACGCAAGCAUUACAUGAUCCUGAUGCCGCUAGCCUGCUUCGUGCUGCCUACGAUUGCUCCGGUGUACUUCUGGAAUGAAAGCUGGACAAACGCGUGGUUUGUUGCCACUCUGUUCCGCUGGACAUUCAUUUUGAACGUGACUUGGCUGGUCAACAGCGCUGCCCACAAGUGGGGUGAUAAGCCGUACGAUAAGAGCAUUUCCCCGUCGGAGAACCGCACGGUGGCUUCGUUCGCUUUUGGCGAGGGUUGGCACAACUAUCAUCAUGUGUUCCCGUGGGACUACAAAACGGCUGAGCUGGGCAACUACCGGAUGAAUCUGACAACGGCAUUCAUUGAUUUCUUCUCUAAGAUUGGCUGGGCGUACGAUCUCAAGACCGUCUCGAAGGAAAUCGUAGAAAAGCGUGUGAAACGCACGGGCGACGGUAGCCACGCGACCUGGGGCUGGGGCGAUAAGGAUCAGGAUCAGUACGAGGUGAAACACGCAACCAUCAUCAAUCAGAAAGAGGAUUAAACUUAUGGCGCGGAUGAAGGAAGAACAUUCAUUCAAAGGAAGGAAGCUAAAUUUGCAAAAGGUUCACUUGAAGCGUAUAGCGAGUAGCAAGAUGAAUCCGAGAGGAGAGAGAAAGAGAAAGUAAGACGAGUGAUAAAAUUUGGGACACGGUGUGAUAGAAGGGAAAUCGAAUGAAACCCAAUGCAGGGCAACCGUUGUAGUUUGAUAAAAGAUGGAUGGCGGUAAAAGGAAGUGCUUAAACUAAAUGUUCUCGAAGUCAAGGGCCAAAACAUCGAAAGACAGGCAGAUUGUGUUACGUACACGCGAUAACAAAUAUCAUCCCCUACAACUCUUAUCCGUUGGGAGUUCAUUAAUAGAAACGGGCAAAUGCAUACAUGCGGCCGUAGAAAGGCUUAUAUUUUUUUGGUACAGGUACGCCACAAAACGCGUACAACACAGUAACAGAAAGAAGCACAGCAUUUUGGUGAUUGUUUUGCUCUGGCCGUACACAACGAAAUCACUUUGCGUGUCACUGAAAAUCUGAGUGUCCUCGGCUCGGAGACAGAGAGAGAGAGAGAGAGAGAGAGAGAGAGAGAGAGUAACUUAGUUUGAUUACUUUAGGCAACUUCUUUCGUCAGUACAAACUUGUUUUGUUUUGCAGACUCGGAUUUACAUGCAGAAAGGAUGAGAUAAAAGUGGUGUAAAAUAUGUCAAGCCUGUCUUGAAGGUUUUUUUCUGCUAAGUCAUGAAGCUGAUACCUGAUGCAGGAUCGUCAAUAAGACCAUGGCAAAUUUGAAAGAGUUUUGUACACUGCACUUGGUUACGAGAGCCGAUUCUGUUUUUCAAUGAGAGAGCUGAACAAAGAGUAGUCAGCACAUUUAUUCCAUCAUGAAUGGUAGGCCCCUUGCGGGGAUGAUGCCCGCACACAGUUCAUAGGAAUGCUAGUGAAUUUUCCAGUAUAGUUAGUGUGGAACAUUUUGGUUAAAUAGUUGGUAUGGUUUCAAUGCAAAAUCUGAGGCCGUUAUGGAGCGAAGUUUCGAUUUCAAUUUACGUAAUUUUAAGUUAGUAAUUUAUUGUUUCCCUGAUCCCUCCGCGAGGGCACACACAUGAUUUUCGUAUAUAAGGAUUCUUCUAUUGGCAAAAAAUAUGGUGUCUUUAUAACGGGGGCUCAGAUUACUAGGUCCUAUGGCAAGGCGAUCUUAGGAUGAUAUCCCACACAAGUCGAGCAUUGAGAGGAAGUUCGUAUUAGUCGGUGGAAGGUCACGUACAACUGAAUUGAAAUUAGAAGCGUAUAAAACUUGUGCAUCUUGUUUGUGUAAGCAAUCAUUAUCGUCCAGAAUAGAAACAAAUCAGCCGUUGCUGCAACACGACGACGGUGGCCACGGAUAAACGGCUUUCCGCGUUUGACUAAGCGGACUCAGGAAGUGUUGUGUCGCAAGUGAUAGCUGUAAAAUUUUUAAAAAUAUCGUUUUUUUGGUUUUACUGUGUCGGCGGUGUACGGAAGGGGUAAGCGUUUCCGAAAUCCUGCGUAUGUAAGAGAAAACCAAGAUUUUACUGAUGAAAGAAGACUAGCGCUUGAAGAAUACCAUUCAACGGGGUACGAUGAGAGCGGAAAGCGGUUGCCUUUGGGUGAAAAUCGGGUUCGAAUGUUAGACUUCGCUUUUGUAAAGCGAAAUAACCUAAAUAACCACAGAAACGUUUGGACUGAUCAAUCGAAGAGAUGAUGCCAACAGCCUUGGGUUCAGGGAAUGCGGAGAGUUGGACGAAGACGAAAGCACAAUGAAGAUAACGACCGUAUCAUUUAAUCGCACUUACUCCACCUGCUAACUGUGUUUUCAAUGAAUCAUGUGAACGUUCCGAACUAGAUAGAUGUUUCGGUAGAAUAUCUGAAAACACUUGAUUAAGGGAUAUUUUUGUAAAAUUUCUAAGCCGAUGGGCAUGUUUUUUAAGAUCAAAACAACAUUAAAGCAAAUCUUAAAAUCAUAUUGGAUGAAGGAAAUUGGAGAAGUAUUUCAAUUGAAUGUGCUACUACUUGUAGCUUUUCGAUUGAAUAUUACCAAUUGCUAGGUUCGAGAAUAAUUUGAAAUGUUUUGUUUUAAAGAAAAGGGCACAAAUCAACUCUCAAAAAUUGGAAAAAGGACAUUGUUAUAGAAUCGAGCUAUCAGCAUACAUUUGUGGUUAUAGUUUUCGACUUAUAAAGAAACGAGUAGUGAGCUUCCGGCCAAUUCGCCACCGGGCAUCAACAUUAGAGCACUAGGCUCUCAAAUCUUCUAUAAAAUACGUGACCAAGUAAGAUCGGGUGCACAGAGACAUAGGGAUUUCUGUACUGAAGAGAGAAUGGUAACGCACCGGAUUGCACCACACAAAAUUAAGUUUAGUAAACUCAACUUUAAGGGUCGCUAAAUGAGUGCAAACCAUGAGGAUGGAUAGGAAAGAGGGCAUGGGACAAAAUGAGAAAAAUAAUCCAUUUUUUAUCUAAAUAACGUAAAACGUAUUUCGUGAAGUAUAAAACACAAAUAAAAAUAAACACACACCACACCUUGAACAAAAGUGGAGAAAAAGUAAGCUCGAAUAUAUUCCAUUCGGCAUUCGGAGGUACAUUUUAAUCGAUCGCACAUUCGCAUAUUAGACAACAAAAUGAAAAGAACGAAAAGAAUUGUAUAAGAAAGCGAAACAAAAGGAAACAAUCUAUAGGAAAAGAAAUAAAAUACCUAUUUCCUAUUCUAACUGAAUCUGUCCUCCUCUCUCUCACCCAAAUAGAGCAGAAUUCUUCUGUUUUAUCGUUAGAAUCAAUUACUACUAUUCGUACAACUUGAAAAAUCAUGAUCGUGUCCUUACUCUCGAGACGUUAUCGAGGUGAAAUUGUGGUAGAAUACACAUACCCAUAUAAUGAAGCAUGACGCAAAGCAGAGGAGCAUGGAUUUCUAAUUAGAGUGAUUACCUCGCUCUGGUGAGCUAGAAUUUGUACGAAAGAUUAAAAUAGCAAGAGCAUUUAUUAACAGCUUCAACUGUACUAUGAACCACUCCGGACAUGUUCUCGUGUAUCUGUUAAUUUAAGUACAAGGACAACCCCCCAAAAAAUCCGUGUUUAACGCGUGUCAGCCGAAAUCUAUCGAAAGAAAGGAGUAUGUACCGAUGGCAUGGAGAAGGUUUCACAGCUUGAUUCGAUGGAUUCCAGAUAACGCAUGUGCUGUUCAUCGUUUUCUUCUUAACAUAGUAAUGUGACGAAUAAAAACAGGAGUUAGUGGAAUAUUAUGGCCUCAGUAAAGCAGGCAAUCUCUGUUGUAAGAACCACAUGGAUGUACCAAACUAUGUCCCUCAGUAGGACCCUCAAAAUGCCUGUUAGAACUCGUAUUUCUUGAGCUCAUACAAAUCGAGGACAUGUGCGCGUCAAUGUAUCUUCGUUUACUCACUACUAGCACACAACACAUCCAUACACACAUGAUACAAGAUUAGCUGAUGUAAGCUGGCAAAAAAAACUUUUAGUAAAUCAAUUGUUAGA
This is a messenger RNA of Anopheles nili, 4781 nucleotides long. Its product is annotated as acyl-CoA Delta-9 desaturase-like. Gene Ontology annotation, biological process: unsaturated fatty acid biosynthetic process. The coding region runs from base 233 to 1300 and encodes 355 amino acids. The record is from RefSeq and is a predicted model, not a curated record. The transcript has 5 exons. Gene Ontology annotation, molecular function: stearoyl-CoA 9-desaturase activity; iron ion binding. Lineage: Eukaryota; Metazoa; Arthropoda; Insecta; Diptera; Culicidae. Gene Ontology annotation, cellular component: endoplasmic reticulum membrane.